AUGCCCUCAUUAACGACAUCCCUUCCCUUUUCCCCCGCAGAGCUCGCGUACCUACAUACUUCGCUAUCGUCCGUACCACCUCUCAGACCAGAUGCGAGAUCUCACGCGACGGACUUUCGCCCCCUCCGCGCCGAAACUGGCGUUUUACCCGCGGUCAACGGUUCCGCCCACGUCGGAUUCAGCGAUGGCCGAGAAGCGAUUGUCGGUGUGAAGUUGGAAGUCGAGAAGACGGUGGCGCGUCAGAAUAUUGUGUACACCACUGCGUCUACGAACGUGGGGGGAGGGGUACCAGGAGACGACGAGACGACGAUGGAUGUUGACCGAGAAACCCAAGAGAAGAAAGACGACGGAGGCGGCGGCGGUCAACCGCAAUGGCUCAGCACAACUCUCACUUUGCCCGGUCUGCGAGACGACGAUCCGAAUCUGGCCUUUCUCGAAGAGAUGCUGCGUGAGCCCCUGAUCGUUUCGGGCCUGGCGGAUAAACUCGUCAUCAACUCAAAGUGGCACUGGCACGCGUACGUCGACGUGCUCCUCAUUUCGCCGAACGGGCUCGCGAGCUACCCCCUUCCGCUGCUCAGUGCGGCGGUGCACCUUGCGCUGCGCGACGCGAGGGUGCCAAGGUUGAAGAGCGAGGGCGAGGAAGACCCCGUGGCCGACGACGACUGGAUGGCCAGUACGUUCCUCUACGACCGCGAGCACGUCCCACGACCGCCGGUCACGCUGCUUGUCGUCGUCGUGGGCGAGAAUGUCAUUUUCGAUCCGAGCAGGGAGGAGUUGGCGGUGGCCGAUGCCGUUGUUGCCGUGAGUGUGGGCAGCCCAACACAGCGAAAGGCCCCUGGGGACGGGGAAGAAGAACAAGAGCAGGAAGAAAACCAAUACAAGGUCCUCGCGGUGAGAAUGAUAGAUACACCUGCGAGGGAUACGAUGAAGGGUGUACCGCUUGCUGGGGAGGCCGUUGAAGGUGUCGACGUGCCAGGGGUGUGGAAACCGAGACUCGGCGGCGUCAAGAGAAGCGUCAUCAAGGAUGUCGUGAAGAGUGUGACGAGGGACGGUGUCGCGAGGGAUGUGUUUAUGGGUCUAGAUGGGUUUUUGGGUCUUGAAGCAACGUGA
Messenger RNA from Exophiala spinifera, 1110 nucleotides. RefSeq lists its product as uncharacterized. The coding region runs from base 1 to 1110 and encodes 369 amino acids. The record is from RefSeq and is a predicted model, not a curated record. Lineage: Eukaryota; Fungi; Ascomycota; Eurotiomycetes; Chaetothyriales; Herpotrichiellaceae. Gene Ontology annotation, cellular component: cytoplasmic exosome (RNase complex); nuclear exosome (RNase complex). Gene Ontology annotation, biological process: exonucleolytic trimming to generate mature 3'-end of 5.8S rRNA from tricistronic rRNA transcript (SSU-rRNA, 5.8S rRNA, LSU-rRNA); U5 snRNA 3'-end processing; nuclear polyadenylation-dependent rRNA catabolic process. The transcript has a single exon.